GUCUUACCUCAUUCAAAAGGCUUCAUUUUAAGAUGAGGUUGAAAUUAACACAUCUCGGGCGUAUAGUAGGAAUAACAGUUUCCUUAGCCUCCUGUCUUACUUUAAUUAAGACAGUUGAGGCUGUAAAAAAAGAAGAUUUUAAGACAUGCUCCCAAUCCGGAUUCUGUCGCCGUAACAGAGCAUAUGCAGACGACGCGCUUGCUCAACCUUCCUUCAAGUCACCAUAUAUUAUUCUCAAGGAUUCUGUAAAACUCGGAGAUAGCAAAGUCUAUGCAGAGGUUAAGAACACCGAAACGGAUGUCCUAUUGACACUAGAUCUAUUUAUCCUGCAAGACAACACAGCGCGUAUACGCAUCAAUGAAAAGAAUCCGAUUAAGCCGCGCUACGAUGACCAUGCCCAAUUCACAAUUGCCAACCAACUUAUUGAUUCUUCUGUACAUAAAACGUCUAGAGCAAAGGACGGCGUAAUUACCAUUCUGCUUGACAAUACCAAUAAACGCAAGGUGAUCAUCACCUCUGAACCUUUGCGUAUUGAAUUUAUUGUGGAUGAAAAGCCUAUCGUAUCUCUCAACGACCGAGGAUUCUUUAAUUUUGAGCACCUUCGAACAAAAGAAAGCCACAAGCCUAAGAUGGUAGAGAAAACUAAUGAUGAAGGUGCUAUUGAAUUAGUGGAGGCUGAAUCAGAAAAAGAUCUUUGGGAAGAGAGUUUCAAGACUUGGACCGAUCCAAAGCCAAAUGGUCCUGAGUCAUUUGGUCUUGAUGUGUCAUUCCAUGGAUUCUCUCAUGUAUAUGGUAUUCCAGAACAUUCCUCUAGCCUUUCUCUCAAGGAAACGAAAGGUGGUGAAGGUUCUUAUGAUGAGCCUUAUCGUCUUUACAAUACCGAUGUAUUUGAAUAUGCCGCCGAUACUCCAAUGUCUCUUUAUGGAGCUGUUCCUUUCAUGGUAGCUCAUCAGAAAGAUAUGUCUGCAGGUGUUUUCUUUAUGAAUCCCGCUGAGACCUGGAUCGACAUUGUCAAAACCAAACCCGAGCAAAAAAAUACUGCUCAAAAGGCUUUUAGUUUCGGAAAAAAGGUCGAAGAUACAAAAUCAACUCAAACGCACUGGAUGACAGAGGCCGGUGUACUUGAUCUGUUUGUAUUUCUUGGUCCUUCUACUAAAGAUAUUCUUCGUCAAUAUCACGCUAUCACUGGUACGCCUAGUAUGCCGCAAAUGUUUGCUAUUGGAUACCACCAGUCUCGCUGGAAUUAUAUCAACCAGAGAGAUGUAUUGGAGGUCGAUAGUCAAUUCGAUAAGCAUGAUAUCCCGUAUGAUGUGAUCUGGUUAGAUAUUGAAUAUACUGAUGAGAAGAAGUACUUUACUUGGGACAUCCCGAAAUUCCCUGAUGCGAUCAAGAUGGAAGAAGAGCUUGAACACAAGGGCCGAAAGUUAGUUACAAUCAUCGAUCCCCACAUUAAGCGUGACGAUAAUUAUCACAUCUGUCAAACAGCAAAAGACAACGGCUACUUCGUUCAACAGCCUUCGGGUGGUGACUACGAGGCUUGGUGCUGGCCCGGACAAUCUUCAUGGGUCGACUUUUCGAGCCCUGCUGCUCGUGAAUGGUGGAAAAGCGAAUUUGGCUUUGAUAAGUUCAAAGGAACUCGUGAAAAUGUUCACAUUUGGAAUGAUAUGAAUGAGCCUUCUGUAUUUAAUGGACCUGAGAUUACUAUGCAAAAGGAAAUGAUUCAUUACGGAAAAUGGGAGCACCGUGUACUCCACAACCUGUAUUCUGUGCUUACUCAUUAUUCCACUGCUGAAGGUAUUAAGGAAAGAACCAAGGUUGCACAACGACCAUUUGUCCUUUCUCGUGGAUUCUACGCUGGUACUCAGCGUUAUGGACCUAUCUGGACUGGCGACAAUAUGGUAGACUGGGAAUCUCUUUACUACACAAAUCCUAUGAUUUUGUCCAACAGUAUUGCAGGAAUUUCCUUUUCGGGUGCUGAUGUACCAGGAUUCUUUGGCAAUCCUUCACCUGAAUUGCUUGUUCGUUGGUAUCAGGCAGCAGUAUUCCAGCCUUUCUUCCGUGGACACGCUCACAUCGACACAAAGCGUCGUGAACCUUAUCUUUUGGAUGAGCCAUAUCGCUCUAUUACUCGCGCUUCUCUGCGUGAGCGUUAUGCUUUACUGCCGUACUGGUACACAUUGUUUUUUGAGGCCCACAAGACUGGUGUACCAAUGAUGCGACCUAUGUUCAUGGAAUUCCCAGAGGACGAAGCGCUAUUUACCACCGAAGAUCAGUUUAUGCUAGGUAGUGGCAUGCUGGUAAAGCCUGUUACAUCUGAGGGAACCUUUGCUGCCGAGAUCUAUUUCCCUGGUGAUCAGCCAUGGUAUGAUACCCAAACAUUUGAAAAGAUUCAGCAUAAUGGGUACAAAACUGUAGAAGCUCCUAUUGAAAAAGUUCCUGCAUACUACCGAGGUGGUCAUAUCAUUCCUAGACGUGAGCGUGCUCGCCGUAGCACAUCUGGAAUGAAGCUUGAUCCAUUUACUCUUGUUAUCGCUCUUGACAACAAGGGCCAGGCGCACGGUGAGCUGUAUCUUGAUGAUGGAGAAACCUAUGACUUUGAGUCUGGUGCAUAUGUCCGUACACAGUUUAUUUACAAUAACGGUGUAUUGACUAGCAAGAACCUCCAUGAGGAUCCAUCUAGCGAUGCGGCCACAAAAUAUGCUGCCUCCAUUAAAGAUGUGCGCAUUGAACGUAUUCGCUUGCUUGGUGUAGAACAGCCCGAACACAUCCAUGUUGUCCACCCAGACGCUACACGUACUCCGGUAUCUUUUGAAUAUAGUGUCGCCACUGGAUAUCUCACCAUUAAGGAUCCAAAGACUCUUGUUUCUCAAGGCGGAUGGAGAAUUGAAAUUCAAUAACGAAUUCUUUUGACCAAAUUAAUAUAUUGUGAUUUGACUCUCGAUCCACCUUGGCUGACUUGGUCCUUCGACGAUUUCCAAACAUACUUUUUAUAUAAAUGUCAUAUAUAAGUUUUUUUUUGGUAUAGUUUAUUGGGAGCAAAGAGAUAUGGUAUAUACAUAAGUAACUCGAGUGCCCUG
This is a messenger RNA of Phycomyces blakesleeanus NRRL 1555(-), 3077 nucleotides long. Its product is annotated as glucosidase II catalytic ROT2/GLS2. Gene Ontology annotation, biological process: N-glycan processing; carbohydrate metabolic process. NCBI's taxonomy places the organism in Eukaryota, Fungi, Mucoromycota, Mucoromycetes, Mucorales, Phycomycetaceae. The record is from RefSeq and is a predicted model, not a curated record. Gene Ontology annotation, cellular component: glucosidase II complex. The transcript has 9 exons. Bases 33 to 2897 code for a protein of 954 amino acids. Gene Ontology annotation, molecular function: alpha-glucosidase activity; carbohydrate binding.